This is a messenger RNA of Saccostrea echinata, 991 nucleotides long. RefSeq names its product PI-PLC X domain-containing protein 2-like. The transcript has 2 exons. NCBI's taxonomy places the organism in Eukaryota, Metazoa, Mollusca, Bivalvia, Ostreida, Ostreidae. The record is from RefSeq and is a predicted model, not a curated record. Gene Ontology annotation, biological process: lipid metabolic process. Bases 50 to 991 code for a protein of 313 amino acids. Gene Ontology annotation, molecular function: phosphoric diester hydrolase activity.
AGUGUCUACCCCCGCAAAUAACUGUCAACCAUAAACCCUGUGUGGGAAAAUGACAGCGGAAGAUUCCUACACAACAUGGAUGGGUGACCUAUCCCCAGAACUAACGCGUGUACCUAUGUGUUCUUUAGCAAUACCAGGGUCUCAUGACUCGGGCGCAUACUGGCUAGACAAGGCUGGUGGAAUCGCUGAGGACGAACCGUCGAUACUCCGGAGCAUGGCCAACAGCUGCUGUUGUGUUGUCCCAAUUGUCCAUCGAUGGUCUCUGACACAAAAACUGACAGUAAAAGGACAAUUAGAACACGGAAUUCGCUACCUUGAUCUACGUCUGUGUGGACGUCCCGGAAGCCCCGAUGUAUAUGUUGCUCAUGGCCUCUAUGGUCACAAACUUGUAGAUAUUCUCAUGGAAAUCAAAGAAUUUCUGAACGAGAAUCCAAAAGAGUUUGUUAUUCUGGACUUUAACCAUUUUUACAACAUGACUUCCGUUGACCAUAGACAGGUUUUGCAUCUUAUCAUUGGAACAUUUGGUGCCAAGAUCCUCAGUGGGGAUACUUCAAUGUCGGCAUGGAAAAUGACAUUGGAAAACAUAUGGAAAACUCCAGCAAGAAUAAUGGUGUUUUAUGAUCACCCAUCUCGAAAUGAAUUUCCUUUCUUUUGGUCUGAAGAAUAUAUCCAGUCUCCAUGGGCCAACACCGCCAAUUCUUUGGCCCUUGUGAACUUUCACGAACGUAACUAUAACCAAAACGUAAGGAGAGGAGCGGGUGAAUUGUACGUAUGGCAGGGGAUACUGACACCAUCGGCAAAGACAAUCAUGGCAAACUUGUGUUCCUCCCUCGAGAGUAAACUUGUUCCGCGGGCAACUCCUGCGUUUUUGGGUUGGUUAAAAAAGAAAGUUCCUAGUCAUGUUGGUAUCAAUAUUUGCACCGUGGAUUUUGUGGACAAGCAUGAUUUUGUUCGUGAAGUUCUUUCAUUAAAUAAACGCAUACAGUCUUAA